Messenger RNA from Zingiber officinale, 5149 nucleotides. RefSeq lists its product as uncharacterized. The record is from RefSeq and is a predicted model, not a curated record. The coding region runs from base 2785 to 4824 and encodes 679 amino acids. The transcript is spliced from 13 exons. Lineage: Eukaryota; Viridiplantae; Streptophyta; Magnoliopsida; Zingiberales; Zingiberaceae.
GCAUCUACACACGAAUGGGAUUUAUUAUUUAUUGACAACUUUUGGAUCACAGAUUGAUAAUUAUAAACCAAAAAAUUGGAUUAGAAGGUGAAUUUUAGCAUGAUGUAGCGAAUAUGUGCAUGGGUUGAUAGUUAGGCUCGUAAAUUCCAUCUACAGUUUAAAACAGUCAUUUGCCUCCUGCCUUUUCUAUUUUCCAAAUUCAGCAUACUUGACGAAUGAUCCGUCAUUAGAUCAUCAACUAAAAGAACCUAGUGCAAGAUGAGAUGCUAAUGUAAAUGUCAAAAGAAUUAUUUGUACUAAUUACCUUUAUUUCACAUUAAAUUGUUUUAAUGAGGUUUUUAUGUUCAGUUUAUUGUUUAGUUUUAAUAUCAUAUUGCUCCUUUUUUUUAAUUCAAUCUGUCACUGCCCGUACAAGGUGAGAGGGACAGAUGAUCAGUCACUGUAUGACAUGAUUAACCUCUAGUAUAUUGAAUUAUAGUCAUGAAAACUCAAUUUUACAAGGAAGGUUUAGCCUAACUUUUCUCACAACCAAAAUAAUAAUUUUAUCUCCUAACACAAUCUUGUCAUGUUGGCAUUUCAAAGAAGCCUAAUCAAAGGAUAAUAAACUAUACAAGUUAUCACCCAUUAUUUUUUUUUCAUAAAUUUUUUUAUACAACUCCACGUUGUGGAUACAUAUAUUAUCAUAACUUUUUCUCCAAAAUUUAUACAAAUAUCCAGAGUUCAAUUCUAUUUAUUAUAAUUCAUACUUACUUUUAAAGUAAAUAUUUGUAACUUCCUCUAAAUCAUAAGUCUCAAUCAAAAUUUUACUUCCACUAGGAGAAAAUAAGCUUUUAAUCUAAAAAAUACAUAACAUCUCUGGUUUAUUAUUGUUAAUUUUAAUUUCAACAUUUCCCAAUAGUUCCAUUCAUGCAUUAACUUGAAAUCACAAUAGCUAACCCACUUUCAUAUAUUAUCAUUAUAUUAAAUGCUUACAAGCAAAAAUUUGAUUGCACUUCCAACAUUUCGUAUUCUCUCCAAUUAUCACUGUUUAAAAUCACUAACCAAUGACAAAUGGCAUUAAUUAACUAAUUAUGGUGACUAAGCAACAAUCAAAAUCACUAUUUCAAAUUUACUAGUUUAAACUAGAGUAAAUUGUGUAGCACAACCAAAACGAAGAGGAAUCUGGUCACUAACCAACGAUAAAUAGCAUUAAUUAUCUAAUUAAGGUGACUGAGCAACAAUCAAAGUCACUAUUUCAAAUUUACUAGUUUAAACUAGAGUAAAUUGUGUAGCACAAUCAAAAUGAAGAGCAAUCUGGUAAGAGUUGAGAUCAAUUUAGAUUAAUACUAAUAAUUAAUCAUUGAUUUCCGACAUACAUAGGCCAAAACCACACCGUGAUCUGUCAUAGAAUUUUUUUCUCAGGUCCAACUUUCAAAUAACAAUGUAAUUUUUUUUUAAAAAAAAAAUCCAAUCACUAGUUAUUCACUUACAGGAAUAUUAUUAAAUCAUUUGAUUUUAUUCACUUAUAGAUCCUGUGUUGAUUAACCCCUUUAUAGCACCAUAAAGGCAUCAUCUUGCUUAAUACUAUUCAAUCAGUUGUUCCCAUCCAAUUAUCAGUAAAAAUAUGUAGUAUUGUCUCUCAACAAUAAACAACAACAUAUUAAAACUUAGUCUGACUUAACUUUACAUUUUAAACUUCCAAAUCUAUACGGAAUUUACAUAUUCCAAUUAGUUAUUCCAGUUGAAAAGCUCUUAUUCGCUUGGCGGUCAUUACACACUAUAACAUCUCGGCAGUAAAUUAAUUUCUUGUUCAACAAGUCAAUGAAGAGAUCCAAAGUCAAGUUAAUUAAAAUCUGACCAACGUUUGGUCAGUGACAUUCUUGGUAAUAGAUUGAACAUAUGAUUCACUUAUCAUAGGCAGUGUGUCUCUUAGCUUGACUUAUCCCCAACUUCCAUUUCUGUUUAAAAGACAAUACUAUGCAUCCCACCAAGAAAAACAUCUAUCUGGGCUAAUGAAUUCCUCAAAAACUUCCAAUCUACUGUUAUCACUGUUAUAACAGUGUUGCUGAGUAGGAGGUAAAUUGUCCCAUUUAUGCCCGAAAUGUAUAGAUCUAAUGAGCACCGCCUACCUUAACAGAAUAGGUAAGAGCCCCUUUCAGGAUAGCUUGGUCACCCUAAGAAGGCCAGACCUGCUCAGGCAUAGAUCAUUUCAUCAUCAUCAACAUAUUAACAGUAGUCUUAAAGCUUUUCCCUAACCCUUAAAAAUGAAGAUGACGACAUGCUCUGAUUGUGCUGGUGCUGGGCGUGUGGCUCCUGCACACCCAUUGAAUCAAACAAUGUGCUUUAGAUGUAAGUACUUAUGAUAUCCAGUGAAAUUGUCUAGAUCUAGCAAAAUAUGGCAUUCAACCUUUAACUCAAAAAUGACUCUCUUUGGGCAGCAUCGGCAGCAACGACUAACAAUAGCAACCCUAAAAUAUUAAUUCACUUGUGCUUUUCCUUUGAUGCCGAUAAGAUGAUGGAUCUUUUGUGCAAAGUAUGAUUUUAAUUGUUUUUUCAUUCUCACAAAUUCUUUAAUGUAUGUUGGUAGCAGGUGAUUCUUUUGUCUCUUUCUAGUUUGUGGAAAAAUUGGGAAGAGAACCUAUAGUGUAGGAGUAUACAUUACCUGUGAUUGCAAGGUAGGGAGGUGUUAUGUGCUUUUGUGGAUAGAUAAACAGAUGUUACAGGCAGUGACAAAUUGCAUUAGAGGAAGGUAGAAACAAGUUGCAUUAAAGAAAAUGAGCAAAUAAACAGUGGUGAAAUUCAACAAUGGAAGACUUCAUAAAAAGUACUGUUGUUUCCAAACAAAGAAUGGCAGAGCCUGAGAGAGGUGCUUCCACUUCUGCUCCAAGAAAAAGGAGCACGCCAAUGGAAGAUGAUUUCGGAAAGGAUUUCCUUGAUGUUUGGAAAUCGUCAACGUCAAAAAAUUCAAUGGAUUAUGAUGUAGAAACAGUUUCACAAACUGGCAAAAGUUUCUUUAACUUUGACAAACUCGAUGACUUUGAUCUUGGUGGUGACUUUGGGAAACUAUCAUCUUUUCAAAUUGAUAUGUCUGAUUUGGACUUCCCAGUGUCACUCAAGAAGACUACAAAGGGCAAUGCAAACGAAACUCUUAUUGGAAAGCAAGAUCUGAAGAAAGACAAUUUCACUUUCAUGUUCGAUUUUAACAAGCUGGACAAGUUUGAUCCCACAAAAUUGGACAAGACUGAAAUCCCUUCUGGUAAAUGCAUGGAUGACAUUGCACCUAAUAUUUCUGAAAAAGAGCUUCAUAAGCAUGAUAAACAGCUUGAUUUGAAAAGGGAUAGCCCUGUUAUAUCCAGUCAUGGAGAUGUAAUAUUGAAAAAUAAAGAAAGCUUGUCCACGUCCACAUCUGAUCAAACUUUGGGGCCUGAUCCUGUAACUGAACUGGAAGGAGAAGCACUUCCUUGGGUUAGCAAAGAUCUAAGUUGUGUGAACUCUAAGUGUAUUUCCUCCUUGGUACAGGAUACUGGUGCGAAAUCACAUGAUAGUUUUCAAUCCAGAAAUUCUAGCCCUGUAAAGUCUUCCAACUCAAGUUUUUCUUGCCCACCAAAAAGCAGAACAAGAUCCAAAGAUGCCACAACACUUCAGAAUCAUGAGGAUGACCAAGAUGAGGUAACUGGAAUAAAUAAGACCUUGACUGGAUCAUUCCAAGUCUAUGAUGAAGUUGUGCAGAAUUCUGUGAUUGCAAUUCCACAGAAACAUACUGAAGCUUCUUGUGUUGAAGUUCCUUCCUCUAUGAUUCCUGGUGAAACUACUAGAAGCAAUGUAAAUAGUCCUCUUCAAGUACAAGAUAAAUUGCACACAGAUGAGAAAAAUCAUCUUACUAAAUCAAUGACUUUAAGGAUUAUGAAUGAAAACAACAAUAUGUCAAAUUCCUUAUUCAACAAGGAAUUAAAAACAAUUGGCAUUUCUGAGAGAAACUUGCUGUUAAAGUUGCCUGUCCCUUCCCUCACCAAUAUGCUACCUUUGAAGCGGAAAACUCUUAAGGAGCCUUUGACAGAACCAAAGAUCUUAAAUACAUUUGAACAUGUCAAUUCUUCACCUAAACGAAGGGUUACUCCAAGCGACACCAUAAAGAGUAUGACAUCUAAUAUUCUUUCAAGUGCAAUUAUGAGCACACCAAAGAACAAUUCUAUUGAAGUCCAAGAUAGCCUACAGAAGGAUGUCAAAACACGUUCACCUAGUUUGAGGACUUUAAGUAAACCUAGACUGACUAAAGUGAACAGCACCAUAUCAAAGUCUGCGGUGAUCAAAGAAACAAACAUGACUGUAGAAACAGAACUAAAGUUAGCAUCCAAGUCAAUUGCCUCUUCUAAUACAACGAAGCUAGCCUUCCUAGAUCCGCCUCUCAAAAUAAAGACACAUAAGGAUCCAUAUUUGAAGGCCUCUGAUACAUCAAAAUCAAUGGACCCUUCACCAGAAAGGAAAUCAGGACUAACCUCCCCAAUGACUAAAGAAAAUCCAGAAGGUUCUAGCAAUGUUGCAUCAUUGGAGAAUCACGGUUCUGUAGAGGGUGCACCUGAGGUACAGAACAUGGACUAUGAGCCUGUACUAAUAGAUGAAAAUGGCAAUGCAGAGAAAGCUGAAUUCUACUCAAAGAAACUUGCUGAUCUAUCUAACAUGCUGAAGAAGAAACAUGAGGAAGCAAAGGAGCUACUAGUCCGUGCCGUCGUCAACAACAACAGACUGUUGAUGCUAAACAGUCCAAUGAUCGAUGAGAAGAUAUCCUUUUGCCGUUUUAUAUACUUAACGAAGCAUUCUUCUAUCGAGCUGGAUUCAUUUCCUUGACGACAAGAUACAUUCGCCAACUUCAGAGGUUCGCCACCAGCUUGAAAUCGAGAGAAUAUUAGAUAUCUCCUAUUACCCGCCAAUAAAAUUUUGACACCAACUGAUGGAUAAAACUAACUCUCCGAAUACAUUUUCGGAGACUUUUACUAAACUCAUUUGUUUUUCUGAAAACAUGUAUGAGCCUAUUAUGGGCAUCUUGUUCAUAGUUCUUAAGCCGACAUGCUAGUGCUUCUUAAGAAAUAUUCAGGUACUUGUAUUUUUUCAAAUUUUAGACCCUUUUUUCAUGUGAGCUAGAAUCUAAACCAGUAUCAUUUAAAUUUCGCUA